Messenger RNA from Triplophysa rosa, 2775 nucleotides. RefSeq names its product abhydrolase domain containing 11 (gene abhd11). Gene Ontology annotation, cellular component: mitochondrion. Bases 147 to 1100 code for a protein of 317 amino acids. The record is from RefSeq and is a predicted model, not a curated record. NCBI's taxonomy places the organism in Eukaryota, Metazoa, Chordata, Actinopteri, Cypriniformes, Nemacheilidae. The transcript has 6 exons.
UCCAAGCAGGUAGUUUUGACGCACGGCGUGAUAACGUCACCACGAUCGGGGUAGUCGCGUACUCUCCAGUACUAGCUAAACACCACCACGACCUUUGAAGUCACCAGUCAGGAUUGAAUGAACCCGCUUAGGACGCGGGUUUUAGCAUGUCACACUUUAUCACGACCGUCCUGUGCCGUGUUUCUACACGAGUAUUAUUUUCUGGCCCGCCGUCAUGUUCAUCGGUAACGGGACUUCGGGAUUUUUGCAGCGGAGUGUCGCGACUGGACCGUGUCGGGAGUGACAGCGCGCACGCUGCCAGCCCCAUCAACUUGACAUAUGAUGUGUUUGAUGGCAAGGGAGAUGGCACACCAUUGGUGUUUCUUCAUGGUUUAUUUGGAAGCAAAUCCAACUUUCAUUCCAUAGCCAAAUCCCUCGUACAGCGGACAGGCAGAAAGGUGCUGACAGUAGAUGCUCGUAACCAUGGCAAAAGUCCACACAGUCCCAUCUUGAACUAUGAAGCAAUGUCCUAUGAUCUGACACAUCUGCUUGGCCAGCUGCACAUUGGGAAGUGUGUCCUAAUAGGACACAGCAUGGGCGGCAAAGUUGCUAUGACGACGGCACUGUCACAGCCUAGUUUAGUGGACCGGCUGGUUGUUGUGGACAUUAGCCCAUCUCCAACUACAGUGCACACCAAUUUCAAUGCCUACAUUCAGGCAAUGAAAGAAGUGAAGAUAGCCAGUAAUAUCCCUCGCUCUACAGCUCGUAGACUGGCUGAGGACCAACUCAGAAAGCAGGUUAAGGAGCGUUCAGUACGUCAGUUCCUCCUAACUAACCUCGAAGAGCAAAAUGGUGAGUAUGGCUGGAGGAUUAACCUGGAGGCCAUCUCAAACCACCUGGAGGACCUCAUGGGGUUUCCUGAAUUCAACACCACCUAUGAGGGGCCUACCCUUUUCCUGGGUGGCAGUAAUUCUGCCUAUAUCAGCUCUGAGAGUUACCCUGAAAUCGAGCAGCUAUUUCCUUGUGCAGAUAUCCAGUAUAUCCCAGAUGCCAGUCACUGGAUUCAUGCCGAUAAGCCUUUGGAUUUCAUCAGCUCCGUAAUAACUUUCUUACAGUCAUAGUCCUUGUGUCUGAUACAGGGCAUGUGCAUGUGGGCCCAAUGAUAAAUGGAUCAUCACUAGUGUAAGAUUCGGCCCGUUCUGACUUUCAUUCAGUUAGGUCUAGUCUCUUACUUUAUAAUGCACAACUGGACCGUUUUAUUGUUGUGGACAGUUAUGUGUUUUUGUUUGUCUGUGUUGUAUUUGCACUGUGGCUAACAUCGUACACUGAAGACAGUUUACAUUAAGAGUAUCUAUUGAAAUCGCAGACAUCUGUCCAUUUGUAAAUAUGGACGUUUGUUUACGGCUCACAAAUAUUGCAUACUGUGUUACAAAAUUCAGUGGACAACGUUAAAGUAGUUAAUAAUAUAACAUAUUCUAUUUAUUUUUAAUGUUUUAUCUAAUAUUUUAUUUUACAUUAAUAUUAGAUUUUGCUUUUUUUUAACAGCAUAUUGUUGACAUGGACAUCGUGUGUCUGACAGUGUCAUCUAUAAAUCCAUUAAGACCACAACACUUUGAUGUGUAUUCUAGGCAGUGUGUCUUAAUACGGUAUUUGUUUCAAUGUUUUAAAUGACGACUUGGAAACGUGCCAUAAGCAUCAUUUUCUUUGUCCUCUAAUAACUGUUGUAAUAACUCAAAUGACCUAAAAAUCCGUUUUAUAAAAUAAAAUAAUUCCACCAAAUGGACCUUAACAAAGGUAACAUCUAUAAUUUUUUCGAACAUUCUCGUUGUUAGGCCCGGAAGACCUAUCUUUCAUACAGUCAUGUGACCACGAUAAUAUUGAGACAAUUUUGCUAUUGCGAUAACACAAUAUCGAUAAUAUUGUUACAUCCCUGUCUUAGAUAUUAUUGAAUUGUUUCCUGGAAAUGUAAUUAUCUGUAAGAUGUUUUAAGUAUCAUUCAGUGCUGUAGUGCACUAAAUGUGUAAAGUGUGCUUUGUUAUUUGUUUGUGUUAAGGUUAUUGUUUAAUCAAAUAGUUUUGUAUCCUUUUACAAUUGAUGAUGCAAAGAUGCUGCAAUGUAAAAAAUACACACUUUAAAGCACCAGGACUGCAACCUGUCUUUUGCUAUCAGGUUUAACAACACUGUUUUACUAAAAAUGUUCAAGCAAUGUUGAGCAAGACUCAACAUUACUGCUUUUGUUCUGUUUUAAAAAUGAAUAUGUAUUUAACAAAUGGAUAAAAAACAAGCAUACAGUGGUAGCCUACAUAUGAUCAAAUAACUAUAUUGUUGCUUUUUUAAACUGUACCAGUUGUGACUCUUUUUUGUAACAUGUAUGUUAGUAGGUUUAUUACAGAGAGUGCCUACCUCUGCACAAUUCUUCAUUCUAGCUCUGUAGGUUAACAUUCUGUAGGUUAGCUCUAUGUACAGCUGUUAAAGUACCAAAGCAGGGUUGUAUCUGAAGAUUUGCCUUGACCAGUGGUGUGUUAACAUUGUGUUGCAUAAAUUGAGAUCAUUCAUCUACAUGUAUGAAAUGUUCCACUUGUAAUUGUUGACUUACAGUUGGUGUAUAUGUUUUGAGCAGUACUCAAGCUGCUCUUAUAAGGGGAUAUUUUUGUGAAAUGUGGAAAUAGUAUUUUGAAUAUCUAUACCCUUAUAAUAUAUAAAUGUAGAUUUAUGACUAUUAUAUUGACUGAUAAAUCAAGAAAUAUGCUGCAAAACCACUUUAAAUGACAUUAAACUUAAAUGUGUGUUCUCGCA